CUCUACGUUCAUAAUUAGAUAUCUUUUUCGAUCGUUUGGGCUGAGCGCUUAUUUCACGACAUCAGUCAACGUAAACAAGCCUUGUGAAUUUCGUUUUUGCCGGUUUGAUUUUAAUUCAAGAGAUCUUUUUUCUAAACAUCGGAACAGACUACUACAAAAAUGCCAUCAUAGUAGUGACAUGCCGCCAUGAUUAAAGAUAUAUGGUACAUCACCCUGAACUGACCAGUACUAGUGAACAUUGAAGGCCUUAUUGUAACCAGGAAAAAAGAAACACAAGCUCAGCGAGAUGCAUUCAAAUGAGGAUGCAAUCCAUGCGUCGAGGAAAGCUGCUGCAACAGCUCUCACGGAAAGACAUCGUGGAGAGUGGAUGGGGGCAGGUGACCCUGAAAGCGCCUCUGUGUUCCAUCAUAUACGAAGCAGAACAAUAGGACACGCUAAGCAGCGGAAGAAGGUUAUCUGUAACCUGACCACCCGUAGACUUCCCCAUGUGCUCUCGGAGAGAGAGGUACACGUUGGAGAAAUUAAUAAGAUAUUUGCUUCAGAAUGGAUUUCAGAUCACCAAGUUGUCCUUGGAACCAAGUGCAAUAGAUUGAUAGCCUUAGACCUGGAUCUCAAUCACCAAGUCUCCAUUCCGAUGCUGCGUAGUCUUCCAAUGCUGCGUAGUCUACCGAGCAGAAAACCAGAGACAUUCCGGUAA
This is a messenger RNA of Strongylocentrotus purpuratus (purple sea urchin), 697 nucleotides long. RefSeq names its product DDB1- and CUL4-associated factor 12-like. The record is from RefSeq and is a predicted model, not a curated record. Lineage: Eukaryota; Metazoa; Echinodermata; Echinoidea; Camarodonta; Strongylocentrotidae. The transcript has 3 exons. The coding region runs from base 287 to 697 and encodes 136 amino acids.